Messenger RNA from Mangifera indica (mango), 2718 nucleotides. Its product is annotated as pentatricopeptide repeat-containing protein At2g06000. The record is from RefSeq and is a predicted model, not a curated record. Bases 422 to 2059 code for a protein of 545 amino acids. NCBI's taxonomy places the organism in Eukaryota, Viridiplantae, Streptophyta, Magnoliopsida, Sapindales, Anacardiaceae. The transcript has 2 exons. Gene Ontology annotation, molecular function: protein binding.
ACUUUAUAAUGGCCUUGAAUUAUGAAGCCCAGCAAAUAAACGUCAAAACCAGCCCGUUAAACCAUCAGCCCAGUCAGUCCCACCACUGUAAUUAUCAGAAACCCUAAGCGCAACCGUCCAUGCUUGUGACGAGGACGCGUCUCCCUUCACUGCAAUUGCAGUCUCAUACCUAGAGAUCAUAUUGUUCUUAAUACGAAAAUUUUUAUUUUUAUCAAUUCAAUGAUCAAAAGUGAAUCUGCGUUCUAUAGCUUUUGUUUUGCUUUGGUUUCUUACUUAGUAUCUCGUCAUCUCCAUGAAGAGUAGACACCUUAACCAACAGCCGAAUUCAAAAUCUAAUCAAUCCAAUUCAACAUCACUUUGUCUUCAAACAAGAUGAUUUUGUGGGUUUCAAACUGAGGCUACUAAUGUGGUGGGGUUACAGAUGACCCUUCUAUUAUGCACUACUCGUUGUUCAAAGUUUCAAGCCUCCACGAUAUCUGCCAUUGCUCAUUUUCAUGGUGGUUCUCGACCAUUUGAAACCAAAGAGGUAAGAAAUAGACGUAGCCCUGAGUUGUGGUUUGCUAAAGUUGUGUGUACGCUACUGGUUCGUUCUCAGUUUUGUUUAGAUAGUUGUUUGGGCUAUUUGAGUCAGAAGUUGACUCCUUUGACAUCAUUUGAGGUAAUGAGACGUUUAGACAAUCCGAGAUUGGGCUUCAGAUUUUUAGAGUUUAGUAGAGUGAAUUUGAGUAUCGAUCAUUCUUUCAAGACUUACCAUUUACUUCUAAGAUCUUUAUGUGAAUCGGGUCUACAUGAUAUGGCAAAAGUGGUGUUUGCUUAUAUGAGGAGUGAUGGGCAUUUGCCCAAUAGUUCAAUGAUAAUUUUUUUGGUUUUGUCAUUUACAAAAGCUGGAAAAUUUCACAUUGUCAAGGAAUUUCUUUCUCAGCUGCCGUCUGAAAAAAUUGCUAUGGAUACUUUUGCGUGUAAUAGUUUGUUGAAUUUGCUGGUUAAAGAGAAUAAAGUUAAUGAGGCCAUCUUCCUUUUUAAAGAGCAUUUUAGAUUGUAUUCUCGGCCAGACACAUGGACUUUUAAUAUUAUGAUCCGAGGUUUGAGCAGAGUAGGAGAAGUUAAUAAGGCUUUUGAGAUUUUCAAUAAUAUGGAGAGUUUUGGCUGUUCUCCUGAUGUUGUUACUUAUAAUACACUUAUAAACGGAUUUUGUAAGGUUAAUGAGGUAGAUAGAGGGCACUGGUUAUUGAAGGAAAUCAAGUUAAGAGAUGAAUUUCUACCGGACCCUGUGACUUACACAUCGGUCAUAUUGGGAUAUUGCAAGCAAGGUAAGAUGGAGGAGGCUUCUUGUCUUCGUGAUGAGAUGAUUAAAUCUGGUAUUCAACCUUCAGCAAUAACAUUUAAUAUUCUUAUUGAUGGCUUUGGUAAGGUUGGUGACAUGAUGUCUGCUGAAUCCAUGCGUGAGAGGAUGCUUUCAUUUGGUUAUGUUCCUGAUGUUGUUACUUUCACUUCCUUAAUUGAUGGUUAUUGUCGUAAUGGACAGGUGAACAUAGGCUUGAAGUUGUGGGAUGAAAUGAAUGCCAGAAACAUAUCCCCAAAUGUGUAUACUUUUGCUAUUCUUAUUAAUGCUCUGUGCAAGGACAAUAGACUGAAUGAGGCUCGCAGGUUUUUGAAUCAGUUGAAGUGCAGUGAUAUAGUUCCUAAACCCUUCAUGUACAACCCUGUGAUUGAUGGGCUUUGCAAGGCUGGUAAUGUGGAUGAGGCAAAUGCAGUUGUAGUAGAAAUGGAGGAGAAGCUGUGCAAGCCUGAUAAAGUAACAUUUACCAUUCUAAUUAUUGGGUAUUGUAUGAAGGGAAGAAUGUUUGAGGCUAUUAGCAUUUUCAAUAAGAUGGUGACAAUUGGUUGUGCCCCAGAUAACAUAACUGUAAAUUCAUUGAUAUCUUGCCUUUUGAAGGCUGGGAUGCCUAAUGAAGCCUUUCGCAUAAUGCAAUUGGCAUCAGAGGACGUGAACUUGACUUUUCCAUCCUUGAAGAAAUCAAUGCCUUUGGCAAGUACCGGCAUCCCAGUGGCUGCUUAAGAUAAAGAAUGUCAAACCAUUGAACUUGCCAUUAUCAACCUAUUCAUUGAGCAAGGUCUUUCCACUGUCAUGCACCGAGUACCAAAUGCAACGUAUCAGCUUGGACUGCACAUGAUAUAGCAGCUGGCUGCAAGUGGUUGUUUACAACAAUCGGUGGAGUUAUGGAUGGUAUCAAAUCUUGGCAUAUUCUCAGCAAUAAUAAAUACUAUGUGCAUAAUUUUGCGUACAAACAAUGAUGUAUCAUUAUGUGAUUAUGUGUUGUUUUAUUUUUAAUUUUCAAUUAUUCAAUCACAUAAUGACACGUUAUUGGUUGUACAAAAAAUUGAACACAUAGUACUAUGUGAUUCUCAAUUGGUUAGAAUACCAUCAGAACUGAGAGAUUAAAGGCCUUUAGAUCAGUAGUCUGAAUUGGUAAGGGGCUAUUACAAGUGGAUGGCUUGGAUUUAUAUUUGGAUGCAACAGAUGACUUUAGAGAAGAUCUCUAAAGUGCUACAGUAAGGCCAUCUAGAUUACUGAUGCAUUCCAUCUACAGUGAAUGGCGCUUAGAGAAAUAUUAAUGUACUUUUUAUUUGGGUCAUCAAAUUUAGGUGUAGUUUGUUAUCUUUUGGGUUGGCUAGUUUAAUAUUUAUGCCAUAGAGCUCUGCCCACAUUCCAUGCCA